Molecule: messenger RNA, 1166 nt
Organism: Brachypodium distachyon (stiff brome)
Lineage: Eukaryota; Viridiplantae; Streptophyta; Magnoliopsida; Poales; Poaceae
Exons: 5
Coding region: 72-854 (260 amino acids)
Source: RefSeq, a predicted model, not a curated record
GAUCCAUCACGAACGGGCUCAACGCAACUUGCCACGUCUGCCACCGGCCACAACCCACAAGAUAAGAAGACAUGCUCGCCGUGCUUGCCGCCGGCGGCGCCGCUCCGACACCGCCGCGAUUCUCCUCCCCCUCGCGCCGGCGCAAGCCAGCGGAACGGGUACGCUUGCCCCGGCCCGCCCGCGUCCUGCAGAACGGCGGGGGCGGGCGCAGCCCUCUGGGCCCUGCCUGGCCCGCCGUCUCCGCGGCCCUCUUCGGCGCCGGGUUCCUCCUCGGCCCGCUCCUGGACGGCAUCCACUCCCGCGUGGGCCUCCAGCUCUACCGCAACGGCGCCCUCGACCUCGGCCCCCUCCACACCCACAUCCUGGUGCCGCCGCUGCUCGGGGCGUUCUACUGCACCGUGGGGAUGCUCCAGCUGUUCCUGGACGAGAGGGCGGCGCCGCCCGCCAGAUCCAAGGCCACCGGGAGCCCGCGCGACACGGCCACGUCGCUAAUAGUGCUUGCCCUGUUCAUCGAGCUCAGCGCGGAGCUGUACGGGGCGGGGGUGGCCAGCAACGUGGAGGCGUACGUGCUGUUCGCCGCCGCGGAGUUCGUCUGGCUCUUGCUCGAGGGCUCCUGGCUCGGCUUCGCCCUCGCGUGCCUCGUCGGCGUCGCCUGCCCUCUCGCCGAGGUCCCACUCAUCAAGUUGUUGGAGUGCUGGAGCUAUCCCGACGCCGACGUACAACUGUUUGGCACGGGGGUGAUGAGCUGGACGACGACGUGCUACUUCGUGUACACGCCGUUCCUGGUGAACCUGGCGAGAUUGCUCAAGUCGCGGCUGGCGGCCCAGGGGAAGGAAGAUGCAGAAGCUCCGUGAUUUUUCUGCCGAGGAUGGCCAGGAUAUAGGUGUACUCCGUAAUACUCUGCUCGCUAGCUGAGUAGCUUCGUCUGCUAGAGAUUGCCCAACCUCGUCAGCUAGAUCAGAGUACUAGUGACACAGUCACACAGUUUCCAUAAUCUAAUGCACUUAGAUUUUCCAGGACUUUCUGGGCCACCUGUGUAUUGCCAAUGUUCAGAUUUGCACCUCCGCAAAUGUCAACCUAAGAAAGCCACGUCACCGGAAGCUCAAAUUUCUAAUGAUCUUCUUCGCAGACUUGAAUGGAUGAGCUUUUCACGUUUAUCAUCAAAA